AUGCUCAACAUGUCUGGAAACCACGUUAUCGGAAAUCGGAACAGCACCCCUGAGGCAAACUCUGCGUCUUCUUUGCGGCCUCCUUCAUCCAGGGCUGUAGGCUCUGCUAGCUCUCUUCGUGCCUCUGCAGAUAUGAGUUCGAUCUCUGGGCCCGCUCCGUCCAGUCGCAUCAGACCGUCGUCGGACUUUUAUGGCCAGUCGCAGCAGUCUCAUGGCCAAGGAUCAUUCGAUACAGACUCGCAGGAUAAGAUUGCUCAGCAGUGGAUUGCCGACAUUGAUCAAUAUGAGACGACGCUCGAGGAAAUGGCCGCCGCAACGCUAGAUCAAGACUUCAAGGAUGAACUCAGUGCUAUCGAGCAGUGGUUUCGUGUCUUGAGCGAGGCUGAACGUACUGCUGCUCUCUAUGCUCUGCUCCAGCAAACCACGCAGGUGCAAAUUCGUUUCUUCAUUCAAGUUCUGCAGCAGAUGGGCAAGAACCACCCCAUGUCCGGCGUUCUCUCACCCGCUACCUUCGACAAAGAUCCCAUGUCUAACCGUUUAAGUGAUGCGAUGAAUAAGCUGACUGUUGACUCGUCCCGAAACUCAUUUACUCGCGCCUCUACUAGCACUGCCGCUCCGGGGAAACGCCACUCCGUCUUAGAUUCCUCGACAAUCAAUGCCAUGUUUCCAGACGCCGCGGCUGCUAUUGCUACUGAAAAGGCCAAGUUUACUCAGAAAACCGGAAAUCCACCCUCUUCCAACAGAAAUAGUACCGCUGUUGAUCCCCGAUCGUCGAUGGCAGCUCACCAAGACCCCCGAGAAGCCGUUGGAUCAGGCGUUUCGCCAUGGGGCUCAGAUCCAAACAACUCCAAAGCCACUGCUUCUCAACCAGCCAUGGGCCAAUUUGCGCAGCCUGUAUCUUCCGGGGGUCUGAGGUCACCGCUGCCUCAACUGGGAAACAAUGCCGCCAUUCAAAACACUACUCUCGCUGCUCCUGAUAAGAACCCAUCUGACCUUCCAAUGCUCUCUCCAUAUAACGGUGGGGGCAGCGGCAAUUGGGCAUCUAUGGUGAACACGCCGAUGACAUCCACCUUCAGCACCAACCAGCAACCGGGAUCGCAAGCUGAUAUGGUAGCGAAUGCGACUGCUAUGAAGCUGGCUGCUCUCUCCACCGUAAACAAUCGCUUUGCACUCGAUGAUGCUCGCAAAUACCGAAGAGCUCGUUCAAACGAUGCGCCCGGCAGCAAUCAAAUAUCAUCGCCACCUGCCCACGCUCACGGUCUCAAUAUUCCGGGUGCUAAUGUCGUCAUGAUCAAUGAGCAUGGCCAAGUGCUGAGCCGAGAGCAGAUUCUCGCAUUGCAAGCUCAACAGGGACUCGGACUCGGCAAUCGUCCGCGACCCAACUCCCCUGGGCUUGUCCUGCAGCAGCCCAUGGGGCAGAUGGCACAGUUCGCUUCGCCUCAGCACAACGGCUUUCUAAGCGCCUAUGACGGCUCCGGCGUCAUGAACAGCGGCAUUCCCGCUGUCAACUUGGGACAGCUAGCCUUGUCUGGACACGAAGGCUAUUUGUCGGACCACUCUGAUAUGGUGCGCGGUCGGUCACCCAGAGGCCGGAGGGGUAGCUCAAAGCCACCAGAGGAUCCCACAGACCCAACUCUGCUUCAAGAUAUUCCAAGCUGGCUCCGCAGUCUUCGCCUACACAAGUACACGGACAAUUUGAAGGACAUGAAAUGGACGGAUCUCGUUGAAUUGGAUGACAAGGCUCUGGAAGACCGCGGAGUGAAUGCCCUCGGUGCAAGGAGGAAGAUGCUCAAGGUGUUUGAGCAAACGCCAAAGCUGAAGGACGCAUCGGUUAGUGCCUACUCUGCAGGUACAGGCUGGGCACAACGAUGGUGUUUGAGAGGCGAUGACCAGUUUGUUCCGUCCACUAGCAUCAUGACUGGAAAGCUAGAGACUGUAGACGAUAUGGCCUGGACAGUCAUGAGCUUUAUCACGACUCUAGAUCUGCGUUUGGAUUUUUGA
Molecule: messenger RNA, 2001 nt
Organism: Cordyceps militaris CM01
Lineage: Eukaryota; Fungi; Ascomycota; Sordariomycetes; Hypocreales; Cordycipitaceae
Product: protein VTS1
Exons: 3
Coding region: 1-2001 (666 amino acids)
Biological process (GO): nuclear-transcribed mRNA poly(A) tail shortening; regulation of mRNA stability
Cellular component (GO): P-body
Molecular function (GO): translation repressor activity; protein binding; mRNA binding
Source: RefSeq, a predicted model, not a curated record